AAUCAGCGGCAACUUACAUUGUCGUGCUGGAAUAAACGCGCCUGUUUGGAUUAUUAACGCUUGUCUGUGAGAGUUGAAGUGCUUUAUUCAGGUUACAGUUUCAAUAAAUCAUCUUCCGUGGACAUUGAAGGUUGUAUUAUGAAGAUGAGUGAUUUAAUGUGUCUGUUGGUGCUUGUAUUGAUCAUCUGCACGACGGUACGAGCGAGGUGUCCUAAGGUGUGUAAGUGUCCGGCGGAGCGGCCCGUGUGCCCGCCAGGCGUCAGUGCGGUGCCCGAUGGCUGCAGCUGCUGUAAGGUUUGUGCCGCCCAGCUGAACGACGACUGCCAUGAAGGCAAACCCUGUGACCAUCACAAGGGCCUGGAGUGUAACUAUGGCAACGAUGUGGCCAGUAUCCAUGGAAUCUGCCGGGCCAAACUGGAAGGCCGCUCUUGCGAAUACAACGGCCGCAUGUAUCAGAAUGGAGAAAACUUUCACGCGGGCUGCAAACACCAGUGCACCUGUAUCGACGGGGCAGUGGGCUGCGUGCCCCUUUGCCCCACUGAUAUUCCUCUGGCAUCACCAUCCUGUCCCUCACCUCAACUGGUCAAAAUCCCCGGCCAGUGCUGCCUCAGUGUGGACUGUCACGGCGAGUCUUCCGUCCUACCGCCAGUGUUCAGAUGGCCAGAGCCGCAGCCGCCUCCGUAUCUGUUCCCUGACCUGCACACCUACAAGAAACCCCGACCAAAGCCAUUCCCCUACAAGCCCAAAGAAUCCCUGAGCAACGAACUCAUAGAGGUGGAGAAAAAGUGGGAUAAACCGCGCAGUCGAAAGCAUUUGCCAGCAUGCAAGCAAGUCGGACGGCAAUGUGUUGCGCAGACGACAAGCUGGACGCCUUGUUCACGCAGCUGCGGGAUGGGCGUUUCAUCUCGGGUCACCAAUGAGAACGCGCAGUGCAAGCUGCUGAAGGAAACCAGACUCUGCAACAUUCGUCCCUGUAGUUCUGAGGCUGUGCCUAUAAAGAGGGGGAGGAAGUGCUCUCGUACGCAGAAGUCUCCAGAGCCUCUGCGUCUGCGCUACGCUGGCUGCCGCAGCACACGCCUCUAUCGGCCCAACUACUGCGGGACGUGUCUGGAUGGGCGAUGCUGCUCGCCCCGCCGCACACGGACGGCCCCCGUGCUCUUCGCCUGCCCCGACGGAGAGCACUUCGAGAGGGCCGUCAUGUUUGUGCAGUCCUGCAAGUGCAACGAUGAAUGUGGCCACCUGAACGAUGCGGCGCUCCCGCCCCAACGUUGGCUGUAUGGCGACAUGCACAAGUUUGUUGAUUAACAUCUUGUUUGUCCAAAGACCCGCCCCCAUGUCUUUCCCCAACCAAUAGAGUAGCGUUUCGAACUGUAACUCUUGAGUAGACGCUAGGCCAAGGCCUUAAUAUAAUGCAAAUCCAUGUGGAAAAAGGGCAAUUUUGGGUUUCCAAUCCCUUGUGCCGAGAGCCUUAGAGUAGAUGUGCUUACCAUGAGGAUCCAGGAUGGGAUGAAUCCUGGUUGUGAAUAUAUACAAUGGAUUUUCUGAUUGACUGGUCCUUACCAUGAACAGUGAUGCAUUCUGGGGCACCUGCACAAUCUAAAUAAGAAAAAAAAACUGCCUCAGCGGGAUGCUGAUUAGACACUUAAAUGUGGUGGGACCGACUCUCAGCUUCACAAGGGCUGGUCUUUACUUCUUCUGUAGUGAUUGCUUUGCCUUGACGUUCAAAGAACAGCUGGCAAAUACGAGGGAAACUCAUCGGGAAGUCGUUUUAAGCUACCCAGGGUUUGACUCAGCUGCUUGUGGACUCGAUGCUGAGUUUGAUGGUUUCGUGAGCCCAUGACUCCGCCAACUCACUGAGGGAUAUUUGCCAAGUGCCGCAGCUCCCUGGCGUCAAAAUGUCGGCUCCUCUGCUACCGGCUAAUUACAAUCCUCUUCUUUGGGGGCAGAAAGAAACCCAGUAACCCUUUGGUUUGCAAUAAAAAUACGUUUAAAAGACCAGCAUCUGAUGUAAACAUGUAAUUUGAAAGUAAUGGGUGGGACGGUUCUUUCAAACGCUGGUCUGUAAUCUACCACAUGAUGGCAGAGCCUCGUGCAAACGGCACUGGUGUCUGUGUUUUAUAAUGCAGCAGUCUCUAUUUCUGCCUGGCAUUGGUGCAUGAACUGACGGAGGUGACGAGAAAUUACGUUGUGGAAUAAACUGCCAAUUACAUGCUGCAUGCAAACUUGAUGGAAAAUUAACAGCGUUCUGUUUCGUGUUACGCAAACUUUACUAUGGGUUCGGGAAACGGUCACAACUACCUAGUUAGUUUUUAAUUUUAAAUGUAAUUUCAUCAUGCAUGGUACUUUGGUAAGAAAGCACAGGAAAUUACGUACUCCAGUAUCUCCUAGGCAUUUUAUUCCUGUCUGGCACGAAAAGAGUGGAGAUCUUUUGGUCCCCAAUGUGCGUGCGUCUGUGGGAUUUUCUUCACCUGUUUUAUCGUACGGCAGGUCAAAAUUUUAAGACUUUCUUUGACUACCAAUCAAGCAUUAUUGCAAUCAAUCUGAUUUAAUCAUAGCUGAUAUUUGUAUGCUUUUAUUAAAAACAUUUUUGUACAACCUUAUAAACAAGUCUCGAGUAGAUUAUAUCAGGAAAUGACAAUGAGCAGCCAACAUGUGACACUUCGAGACUGGAUUCGGGUCUGGUCUAAAAUGAUCUUGUAGUACAAGUUCCUCUCAUUUGUUUUACCUCUUAAGAGAGGACAACCACUCACCAUCCAUUAAAUAAACUGGCUUGUAAAA
Molecule: messenger RNA, 2778 nt
Organism: Sinocyclocheilus anshuiensis
Lineage: Eukaryota; Metazoa; Chordata; Actinopteri; Cypriniformes; Cyprinidae
Product: protein CYR61-like
Exons: 5
Coding region: 139-1305 (388 amino acids)
Biological process (GO): positive regulation of cell differentiation; positive regulation of cell migration; cell adhesion
Cellular component (GO): extracellular region
Molecular function (GO): heparin binding; integrin binding
Source: RefSeq, a predicted model, not a curated record